Messenger RNA from Misgurnus anguillicaudatus (oriental weatherfish), 1697 nucleotides. It is a transcript of the gene tmem130, whose product is annotated as transmembrane protein 130. Gene Ontology annotation, cellular component: plasma membrane. The record is from RefSeq and is a predicted model, not a curated record. NCBI's taxonomy places the organism in Eukaryota, Metazoa, Chordata, Actinopteri, Cypriniformes, Cobitidae.
GAAACUGCGAAACGUAACUCUUACUUUCCAAUUUACAGCGCCACUCUGUGGCCAUUUAAGAUGCUUGCGUUAUAUAGUAGAAAUAAAUAAAUGUAUAUUAUAAAAUGUAAAGUAUACAAUAUGCAGUGACUUUUGCGAUUACAAUGCAUUGAAGUUGGUUGCUUUGGAUAAAAGCAUCUGGCAAAUGCAUAAAUAAUUGUAAUACUGCAACUAGCUUCUUACGUAUGAGUGUGCUUGUGAAUUAGUUACGUUUCUGCAUGAAUUAUAUUCUCUAGCAACACAAUAAACCUCAUUUAUAAGACAAGAAUUCACGUGGAUAAGAUUUCAAGCUUUUACCAAAAAGUGUAAAGACAUGAGUGACUCUGACUGUAAGUCACAAGCCAUUGCAUUGCCUAUACUCAUUUGUGAUAAGUCUGGUAAAAUACUGGUAAAUAUACUGUAUAGCUUACACUUUAAGUAAUGGAUAUGAACAUGUUUCUACAUUACAGGAUCCGGAGUGUUCUGGAUUACACUUUCCUCUCACUUUUCCUACCUGUUGUUCUUGGCAUACCCGACAACUUAAUCCAUUCAUCUGGUAAUGUUCCAGGAAAGAUCACUUUUCAUCAGAUGAAGGGAAAUUACACAUAUUUGCGGGACAGUGGCGAUCUGGCCACCUAUGUACCUACGUUGGUCACUUUUGAGCUCUCUGACCCGAGACAUCAUUUACAAUCUGUGGCUUUCACAUACACAUGGGGCCUGGGCAAUGGGCAAGUGUAUGAAGGCCCAGAUCCCUUUGUGCAGUGUAGAUACACUACACCUGGAAAUUAUACAUUUAAAUUGAGCAUUGAAGCCAACACAACCAAACAAUCUGGACUGUACUCUAUAGAUCUGACUGUGUUAGAUGCCAUACAGAGCAUUGAAUUGAGAGGACCAUUGAAUUAUAACGUGGACAAAAGCAGCAGUCUGUUCUUUCAUGUUGGAGGAAGUCCUCCAGUUUGGAUCUGCUGGAGGGUUUUGUCAGAUUGUCACUCAUCCAGUCCAGCUUCCUGUAAUUUAAUCAGGAUUUAUAAGAACGUAUUUAAUCUGACCUACACCUUCACAUCAGUAGGUGCAUAUUGCCUAGAAGUCAACGUAACAAAUGAUAUCAGCAACCUUCAGACAUCCUACAAUAUUUAUGUGCAGAACAGCCCUGUGAAUCACCUCAUCUUUAUUUUGCCCAGUGCUGCUCUAAUUGUUGCUACCCUCAUAUUCAUCUCUGUCUCAGUGUGUUGUCCACUGCAGGAAUCACAUCUCACAUGUAAAACACUGGAGGAAAAUACGAAUGACGUCUCCUUCACAGACGUGGAGAUGCAUGGCAAGGAUACAAACGUCUCCUUAAAGAAUAAUUGUCUUUUUUCAAUAUCUACCCAGAAAAAUGAAGCACAGCCCCUACUUGAUCAGCAAAAUACCUCCUACAACACUUAACCCUGUAAAUCCUACCUGGUUGACAUCUAGCUUUUUGUUGUAUCAUCUUUUUAUAAUAGCUAUUCAUAUGUCAGAGCAAAUCAGAGGUGGCCAGUUUUGACUCAACAUUGUUAUUGAGCAAAAUGAAUCAAGUGCAUAAAAUGUGAACUUAUUGUUUCUCAAUUAUAGUUUUUCUCUUUCAUUCUCUUUUUCUUACUAUUUUAUUUUAUAGUUGAGUGGGUUUCAAGGUUUUACUCCAUAGUGUCUUUUAUUGA